Molecule: messenger RNA, 3309 nt
Organism: Phycodurus eques (leafy seadragon)
Lineage: Eukaryota; Metazoa; Chordata; Actinopteri; Syngnathiformes; Syngnathidae
Gene: tnnt1
Product: troponin T type 1 (skeletal, slow)
Exons: 24
Coding region: 1273-3039 (588 amino acids)
Biological process (GO): slow-twitch skeletal muscle fiber contraction; regulation of muscle contraction; sarcomere organization
Cellular component (GO): troponin complex
Molecular function (GO): troponin T binding; tropomyosin binding
Source: RefSeq, a predicted model, not a curated record
UUGAACACUCGCGCUUCCCCUCGACAGCUUCCGGUGCCACAAAACGCAGACGUAGUAAACAAACAACUUUGGUCGGAGAGAGGUAAAUACAGCACAGUUGUCACUGCCCUGUAUUUGCAUUGAAAUCUUUAGUACGAACGAUUUGGUUGUAACGUUAGGGCUGAGCUGCUUGGUUCCAUUGUCCUGCCAGUGAUGCUUAGCUAAAGUCUCCUGUCUUCAACUGUUGUAGCAACGUGCUUUUUGCUAGGCAGGUUUAGCCACAGCACAUUUACAAUAGAUAAACAGUCUAACACAUUUAAAAUUGUUUUGAUAGACGUAAUUCACGUUCACGUGCAACUGCAUACCGUAAUUAUGAUACAAAAAGAAAACACGCCUGCGAAUGGAUCAUCUUCAAAAGUGCUGCUGCUUCUUUCCAAACUGAUAGAGCCUGUUUUCCUAAUUUCCUGGAUGACGAUCAUACAGCACAUUUGAUUAGAUUGUAAACCUUGAUGACUCUCAAACGAUCUGAAUGUGAAUAUGUGGGUAUCUCCUCACUUCUAUCAUUCGGGCAGUUUCAAGGUUCAACACACCUGAAGCAAGCUUCCUUCCAGAAUGUCCCAUCUGUGCACGUUUGUUAUAAUGAAUAAUGACAUUGAAUGAGAGAUUUUGUGAAACCAGGACACAAAACAGAUUUUCCACUAAUUGGCUGAGGGGAAAGGCAUUCCAAGAUUCAUUCAUUCAUUUCCCAGACCACUUAUCUUCACUAGGGUCGCGGGGGUGCUAUAUUCGGGCGAGAGGCGGGGUACACCCUGAACUGGUCGCCAGCCAAUCGCAGGGCACAUACUGACAAACAACAGUUCGCAUUCACAUUCACUCCGACGGGCAAUUUAGAGUCUUCAAUGAACCUAGCGCGCAUGUUUUGGCCAUGUGGGAGGAAACCGGAAUACCCAGAGAAAACCCACGCAGACACAGGGAGAACAUGGCAAACGCCACACGGGCGAGGCCGGAUUUGAACCCGGGUCCUCAGAACUGUGAGGCAGAUGUGCUAACCAGUCGCCCACCGUGCGGCCAUUCUAAGGCAAAUGAUCAUUUUAUUUUAUUUGAAGACUCUAUUUUUCCUAAAACACUUCAAAGUGAUCAAUAAUGUUGUGUAUCUUUCCCCCCCCCCCACAGAAUAUUAAUACAUUCACUUCUACUGCUUUUCCUGUUCAGAAUCACAGGUGAGCUGGAACUUAUCCCCGGUGACUUUGGCCGAGUGGAGUUGUUGGCAAUUGCAGGGUUGAGCCUAAAACGAUGACAACUGACUCGACACUCCUCAACUCCGAGAUGGAGUUACAGCAGCAAGAAGACCUGUAUCAGCAGCUGCUGUCACAGACAUUAGGAAAUAUGCAGACUGCAAAUCCAGAUUCCAAAGUGAUUCGACCGCAACCCGGAAUAUGUGUGAAGACGACGUCAGAGCGGGGCAAGCAGAAGGUCUUUGUCAACAUCUGUCAGUCAAACAUGCUUCCAUCUCCGCCGGAGAUCUCCAGGGAGAAACUUUUGGACUUGCUGCAAUCGGAAGAUCCCAGUGGCUACAGAGUUCCCAUGAGCCUCGGGGAGCCGCACACUGAAGUGGACAACAAUUCUCAGGGUUGCACAGCGUAUGACGUGGUCAUCAACCAGGAGUUUUUCCAGAAGUGUCAGAAGGAACCCUUGUUCCAGCAGUUUGUGAUCAUGGUGUCUUUGGAAGGUUUAGAGAACAAAUACAACAUGGAGCUUAGUAGAGAAUGGAAGGUGCUGAAGAACAGGAAGUUCUUGGGGUCAGUCAGUGAACAGAACAUUCGCACAAAAAGCAAGCCAGUUAUUCAAGAGCUGCGACCUCGGGACAUCUCCACUUCAGAGGCAAAAAGACCAGAGUUCACCUUGUAUGUGGAGCCCCCUUCUGGUGUCGCCCAGUACCUCAUUGCAGAAAUAAAGUUGCCUGGUGUGGUUUCCUCAUGCUCGCUGGUCCUCGACAUCGGAGACGAGUGUGGCGCAAUACAACAGCAGCACUCAGAUCCUCACAAUCACGAUGCCUGUGGUGUCAUCUUGAAACAACCUCCGAUUAUUGAUCAAGAUGCUGUGAGAAUCGUGGUUACGCUCUACUUCUGGAACGAAGUGACUCUCAAGGCAUUGGUUCUCACCUGUUGUCACUCACCCUGGGACCCACAUUUUCCGAUUAUUGCCAAGUCGCGACCCACUUUGCCCAUGUCUGAUAUAGAAGAGGAAUACGAAGACCAGGCAGAGGAGGAAGUAGAAGAGGAGGAGGAGGAGGAGCUACAGCAGCAAGAGGAGGAAGAGGAGGAGGAGGAAGAGGAGGAGCAGCAUGAAGAAGAGCAGCAGGUGUACGAGGAUGAAGCAGAGGAGGAACGUCCCAAACCGAGACCGACGGUCCCUCAAAUUGCCCCACCAAAGAUUCCUGAAGGAGACAGAGUUGAUUUUGAUGACAUCCACAGGAAGCGAAUGGAGAAAGACAUGCUGGAGCUGCACACACUGAUUGACGUUCACUUUGAACAGAGGACGAAGGAUGAAGAGGAGCUGAUUGGGCUCAAGGACAGAAUUGAACGCCGUCGGUCAGAGCGGGCAGAAAUCCAAAGAGUCCGAGCAGAGAAGGAGAAGGACAGACAAAACAGGAUUGCGGAGGAACGUCAGAGGAAAGAGGAGGAGGAGGCCAAGAAGAAGGCUGAGGAUGAAGCCAAGAAGAAGAAAGUACUAUCUGGCAUGGGGGCCAACUUCGGAGGCUUCCUGGCCAAGGCCGAGUCGAGGAAGGGCAAGCGGAUGACUGGCAGAGAAGUCAAGAAGAAGACUCUGGCCGACAGGCGUCAGCCGCUCGCCAUCGAAAGCAUGAGGGAGGACUCCCUCAGACAACGAGCCCAGGAGUUGUGGAACUGGAUCUACCAGCUGGAGUCGGACAAAUUCGACUACAUGGAGCAUAUGAAGCACCAGAAAUACGAGAUUAUUGUGCUGCUUAACAGAAUUCAACACGCUCAGAAAUUUAAAAAGGGGCCCGGCAAAGGGAAAGUGGGCGGUCGCUGGAAGUAAAAGCGCGAAAGGAAGAAGCAUUCAUCCAAACCAAAGUAUUUACAUUGUGGAGAGGAAAUGAGGAAGGACAGCAUUCUUCAAUCUGUCGUAGCUGUGUGGCUUUUGAUUGUUUAUUGACAACGUAUGAUCAUAAAACGACAUGAUCUCUGCGAGUGGGCAUCUUUUUUCUUUUUCCCUCCACAAAGCAGGUAUUGUUUUGAUUUAUACUAACACUGAGCUUGCGUGCUCCCUCCUGUCACCCCGUUGAAAAUGUAAUCGUAGUGUGACUAU